AUGUGGUUGCCGCCUAUUAACUUUUUGACGCUGCAUUAUGCGUACAUCAUCUUGAUGUGUUUGCUUGCCAUUCCCAUUCUGUACCCCUACGGGAAUCUCAAAGCCAUUGAUUGCUUCUUUUUCGGGGCCAGCUCGUCGACAGAAUCUGGCCUGAAUACGGUCGAUGUGAAGGAGCUCAAGACUUACCAGCAACUCUACAUCUACUUUGUUCCUAUGCUUACGAAUCUCGGCUUCGUCAACAUUAUUGUCGUCGUCGUACGCCUACACUGGUUCAGGAGCCACCUUAAGCGUCUUGCGCCCCAACUGCACCCUCGCCGACAGCCGGGUAGUUCUGAAGCGGACCCCGAAGACAUUCCCGAUACGUCGACGAUAAAAGCCCCUGACACAGCUGGAAAGCUUCCCGUCGCGGUAGCAAGUGGUAACGAUGCCGGGACAACCGGCGAAAGCCCUAGUCAAGCUCCGGUGAUGAGCCCGGAUAGUGAAAGACCACUCGCGCGCACCACCACCAUCACCUUUGACACUUCUACCGAGAAGCAUAAAGACGAUACCACUCUCUACAUUCCGUCGCCGCAGGACCGCGAGCGCGAUGACCGCAUCAAGCCAGUGUCCAGCGCAACCUCUAAUAACGAGGGCCCAGCUCUACGCCUUCGCCGCCGAUUCAGUGACCGUGACGGCAUCCAGAUGACUGCAGCUCGUUCCAUGGAUCGUGUCGCUGAUGUCGCUGCAUCCAUCUUGCUUCUUGGAUCCGAGACCAAGCCUAGACCCCGUCCUCCGACUCCUACCCCUCAGAAGCCUCCAGCCUUGAACGACACACCGUUCCUCUCGCGUCAGGCUACUAUUGGCCGUAAUUCACAGUUCCGUAACCUGACGUCUGAUGACUUGGAGGUACUAGGUGGUAUUGAGUAUCGCAGCUUGAAGCUCUUGCUCAAGAUCGUGAUUGCUUAUUUCUUCGGUAUGCACCUGUUUGGCGUCAUCUGCCUCAUCGGCUGGAUUCAGACGGCAAACCCCAAGUACACGGACUAUCUUGAGUCAAUUGGACAGGACAAGAACUGGUGGGCCAUUUAUUCCGCCCAGACAAUGGUGGAUAACCUUGGCUUCUCACUCACGCCCGACUCGAUGAUAUCAUUCCGCGAUGCCAAAUUCCCCAUGAUCCUGAUGAGCUUCCUCGCCUUUGCUGGCAAUACGCUGUACCCAGUCUUCCUCCGUCUGGUCAUUUGGAUCAUGGCCAAGGUCACGCCUAAGCAUUCUUCUACACAGGAGCCCCUUGCAUUCCUGCUUGACCACCCUCGUAGGUGCUACACUCUGCUCUUCCCCAGCCAACCAACUUGGAUCCUCUUCGCUAUAAUCUUUGCCCUCAACUUUGUCGACGUCCUCCUCAUCAUCCUUCUUGACCUCCACAACCCCGAAGUCGCGUCCUUAUCCCUUGACGCGCGUAUCCCGGCGGCCAUCUUCCAGGCUGCUUCAGCGCGUCAUACCGGCACUGCCACCUUCAACUUGGCCAACGUCGACCCAGCUGUGCAGCUCAGUCUGCUAGUUAUGAUGUAUAUCGCCGUCUUUCCCAUCGCUCUCAGCAUUCGCUCUUCCAACACUUAUGAGGAGAAGUCACUUGGACUGUGGAAAGAUGAAGAAUCACCGGAUGAGGAAAAUAGCAAGACGUAUUUGGUAACACAUAUGAAGAACCAGCUUGGCUUCGAUUUGUGGUACAUCUUCUUGGGCACCUUUUGCAUAAUCAUUGCCGAAUCAGACAGGGUUGCCAAUGUUGAUGAGCCGGCCUUCUCUGUCUUUUCGAUUCUCUUCGAGGUGACCUCGGCAUAUGGCAACGUUGGCCUGAGUCUUGGCUACCCAACUGUUAGCACUUCUUUGAGUGGCAUGUUUAAUACCUUUAGCAAGGUCGUAAUGUGCCUGAUGAUGAUCCGAGGUCGCCACCGAGGUCUUCCAUAUGCUCUUGACCGAGCCAUCAUGUUACCCGAUGGGCAAAUUUUGGAGGACCCUCCCAAGUCAUCUUGA
Messenger RNA from Fusarium vanettenii 77-13-4, 2007 nucleotides. RefSeq lists its product as uncharacterized. Gene Ontology annotation, cellular component: plasma membrane. Bases 1 to 2007 code for a protein of 668 amino acids. The record is from RefSeq and is a predicted model, not a curated record. The transcript has 9 exons. Gene Ontology annotation, biological process: potassium ion import across plasma membrane; intracellular potassium ion homeostasis. Gene Ontology annotation, molecular function: high-affinity potassium ion transmembrane transporter activity. NCBI's taxonomy places the organism in Eukaryota, Fungi, Ascomycota, Sordariomycetes, Hypocreales, Nectriaceae.